ACCGAAAAAAAAAGCUAAAGACAAAAGUUAUUUUCCUUCUGCGUUACUUCUCCGUUAGUUUCGAGACACUGACACUAUAGACCAUGAAGAUGAAGUCAUCGUCUUCUUCGGCUAGUUCACUCUCUCUCGGCUCAAAGACUCAGUCGUUCGGCUGUAUUUCUCUCAUUCUUCAAAGAUUUCUCUGUUCCGGCACCUCUUCGACCUACCCAUCUGAUCAAAUCACUGAACCCAGUUUCAAGUCUCGUGAUUUCAGCUCCGAACCACUCACAGCCAGAGGAGAUGAGCCAGGAGCUGUGGCGAGGCUCAUGGGUUUGGACUCUAUUCCCGUAAUUGAUAAAAGCAGAGUCCUUUCAAGGAGCCAUUCAGUGAAACAUUUGAAGAGGGACAACGAUGAGAUUCAGGGAAAGCAUAGAAGAGUUAAGUCCACUCUGGAGUAUGUUGAGCUUGAAGAAGAUAAUUUCUUCAUUCUCAGCUUCGAGCAGAAUAAAAAUGAUAAGGGUAAGGAGCUGGGAACUGGAAAAUGUAAGAAGAGAAGAGAUACUAGAAAGAACCAGAGUGAAACAGAGAAUCAAACACACCUAGAUGGUAAAGAGAACAACAUUAAUGCCAUGAACGUUUCACGAGGACGUGAGAGGCUCGAGAUUGGAGAAUUGAAGCAGCAUAAAAAGGAGAAACGUAAGCACAGAAGAAAAAGAAGGGAAGUUAAGUUGAGACAGAACAUCAAGAAGGAGGAUUUGAUCAAGAGCAAUGAUUGUUGGUCCAGGGGAGAAGAUUUAGUCAAUUGUGAAGUGAGAUCAAAGAACGAAGAAGAAGAGUGUGGAAGCUGCGAUGAUUCGAGCCCUGUCUCAGUUCUUGAUUAUGACCGGUUCGCUGGUGUUCGAGUAACUCCAUCACAAGGAAACACCUCAAGAAGACGGUUAUCUUCAGAACUCGAAUCCAGUAAGCGUGAUGAAACGAUUCAAGAAGAUCACAUAACAUUGACGAGUAGAUCAAGCGAGUCGGAAAUCCGAAUUCAUGGCUACCAAGAGAUGUGGCUCAUGAUUUGCAAACUCACUGUAUCUGACAUUGAAGGUUCAAAUUGGGGUUACGGAAAAGCUUCAAAGCUCGAAGAUUUAGAAGGAAUCAUAAGCGAAGAUAUAGUCUCAAACAUCUUAGAUCAACUCUUAGAAGAAACAAUUACAACACUUUCACUAACUUCACAAGUGUAAAAUUAAACAUUUCUGUCUUCCAAAUAUAUUAUUACUAAACAUAUAUAUUCAGAGUGAUCAUUACCAAGAAAAAAUAAAUGGAUUACUCAUUG
Arabidopsis arenosa is the source of this 1300-nucleotide messenger RNA. Lineage: Eukaryota; Viridiplantae; Streptophyta; Magnoliopsida; Brassicales; Brassicaceae. The record is from the annotation of a GenBank genome assembly.